This is a messenger RNA of Nymphaea colorata (pocket water lily), 585 nucleotides long. Its product is annotated as abscisic acid and environmental stress-inducible protein-like. The transcript is spliced from 2 exons. The coding region runs from base 64 to 396 and encodes 110 amino acids. NCBI's taxonomy places the organism in Eukaryota, Viridiplantae, Streptophyta, Magnoliopsida, Nymphaeales, Nymphaeaceae. The record is from RefSeq and is a predicted model, not a curated record.
GCCAAGGUGUGGUGCCUGAAACACAUCUCGUCUUCCCUUGAUCAUUAGUCAUAGCAGUUAGCCAUGGCACUGAGAAGGAUCUCCCUCCUCGUUAUCUUUGCCGCGUUCUUGCUCUUUUCCCAAGUGCUUGCUCGUGAGUUGGAAGAGAAACCUGUUGCUGACAAGAGGGAUGCUCUCUCCCAGACGCAGAUGGAUGAGUUCAACGAUGAAAAGUACGGAGGAUAUGGAGGAGGUGGAUAUGGACGCGGUGGAUAUGGAUAUGGACGCGGUGGAUACGGUGGAUAUGGACACGGUGGCGGAUAUGGAUAUGGACAUGGGCGCGGUUGCUAUUACCGGUGCGGGUACAGGUGCUGCUCGGCUGAGGAGUACGCAGAGUUUGUGCAGGGUGGCAACUAGAGAGGGCCUUCUUUCCUUUAAGCCCUUUUCUGUGUCUGUGAUGAACUGCGUGUCAACUGUGUCGUUGUGCUUCUAAAUAAAUGCACUUAUUGAGGUGCGGCCUUAGUGAUUCAUGCCCUGCAGGCCAAUGUUCUUCUUAUUAUAGUGCAUGUACCCCUCUGUUAUUCAAAGUAUAUUUGCUUUGGAAUA